This is a messenger RNA of Oppiella nova, 132 nucleotides long. The record is from the annotation of a GenBank genome assembly. Lineage: Eukaryota; Metazoa; Arthropoda; Arachnida; Sarcoptiformes; Oppiidae.
GCGAGAAGAGUACAGCCAUCGGAUCCCAAGAGUACACUAGAGUUGUGCACAUCGUUGAGUAACCUAUUCUUCCAGACAUAUAACAACGAUAUCUUUCACAUGCAGCCCAACACGUAUGACAGGUAUGACUAA